Messenger RNA from Lathyrus oleraceus (garden pea), 1134 nucleotides. RefSeq lists its product as uncharacterized. The record is from RefSeq and is a predicted model, not a curated record. Lineage: Eukaryota; Viridiplantae; Streptophyta; Magnoliopsida; Fabales; Fabaceae. The transcript has 4 exons. The coding region runs from base 1 to 1134 and encodes 377 amino acids.
AUGGAGCUUGUAAAUCGGGACGCUUCUCUUAAGGUGAAGGUUAUCAUCGCUCAUGUCGUUGAGAAAUACCGAUAUAUCAUAUCAUACAAAAAGGCAUGGAUUGCAAAGUGUAAGGCAAUUGAGUCGCUGUAUGGAAAUUGGGAGACAUCUUACAACGAUCUUCCGCAGUGGAUACUGGUUGAUGGAACUUGGUUGUAUGGCAAGUACAUAUGGACUCUGCUGAUGGCUGUGGCACAGGAUGGGAACGGGAACAUAUUUCCGAUAGCGUUCGCAUUGGUUGAAAGUGAGACAAAGGAAUCCUGGAGUUUCUUUCUUAAGAAUUUGAGAAUGCAUGUUACCCCCCAAGCAAAUCUAUGCCUAAUAUCAGACAGGCAUGAAUUGAUAAAGAGUGCAUACAACAACCCGGAAAAUGGAUGGCAGUUUCCUUCUUCAUCACACGUCUAUUGCAUUAGACAUAUCGCGCAAAACUUCAUGCGGGAGAUUAAAGACAAGGAUCUGCGGAAAAUAGUUGUUAACAUGGGUUAUGCGUUAACAGAGGCAACAUUUAACUACUAUCGGAGGGAAAUCCGAAGAACAAACAACGAAGCUUUAUCAUGGAUAGACAACAUCCCUCGCGAGAAGUGGGCUAGGGCAUUUGACAGAGGGCAACGCUGGGGUCACAUGACAACUAACCUAGCAGAAGCAAUGAACUCGGUGCUAAAAGAAACCCGAAACCUUCCAAUCACUGCAUUGGUCAAAUCUACGUACUAUCGUUUAGGAUCACUAUUUGGUAGAAGAGGCCAUCAGUGGACAAAAAUGUUAGCCUAUGGGCAGGUUUUCACUGAUAACUGCAACAAGGGGAUGGCUGAGGAAGUCAUCAAAGCUAACACGCACAACGUCAUGCAGAAUGACUACAUCAGAGGAGCUGAGGAAAGACUAGAGGCACAUCUGGUCAAGGAAGAUGAAGAGAAAGCACAAAAGGAAGCUGAAGAAAAGGCUAGGCUGGAAGCUGAAGAGAAGGCCAGAAAGGAAGCUGAGGAAAAAGUUGCCGCUGAGGCUGCUGCUGUAGAAGCUAAAGCUGACGCUGAAGAAGCAGCACACAUACCUGUAGAGGAACCUGCAAAGUCUACUGAAGUUGCUCUGACUCGAGUCUAA